CAAGUGAUUUGUGACAAGAGCACAUAAAGUUAUUAAAGUACAAACGAAAAUCAUGUAUCCAACUCAUGAAAUGUAUUGUCCUUCCAGUGUGCUAUCAUCUCCUUGUUGUCGGUCCGCCAUUGUCCAGGUGUUGAUAAUAUGACUUCCACCGUUCCUAACGACCCUCCUCAACCCUUUCUUCCAUCUCAACCAUCAUGCGAUAAAUGAUUCUUUGCAUUUCCCGAUUGUUCUCUCUCCGGUCUUCUUGUCUGUCCCAAGAGUUCUCCAUAGCGGCCCUUAGCGUGUCUAUGUCUCCUAAACUUUUGUACCAACGCGCAAGUCUCCUACUUGAUAUAGCGAAUGGUUGCCGCAUACUUGCUUGGAAAUCACGGUUCCGAUAUAGGAUACGUGCUGGCUGUUCUCUGUCGUCUAUGCUGCUAUCCGAAGAGUUACGAUGUAAUCGUUCAUGGAACCAGUGGGUGAACCUAGCGGAUGACAUGUUUUGUUAUCAAAUGUGGAGCGAGAACUUGCGUGUUCUUAUUUGGUGGGUUAGAAUGGUUCAUGUGGAAAGUAUAAAUAGUCAGGUACACCGAGUUUGCUACACACUAACAGCCUCAUACCGAGAAACCCUGAACGCACAAGAGAAGCCUAGAAAGGUCGAAUAUAGACACGGCGUGACCAAAUGACCAUCAAACACUGUGACUGCAAGUAAGAGAUCAGAUCCUACUAAAUACAGACUCAGAGCAGAGCCUCCAGCCAACUCAAACCAGGCGAUCAUGCUACCGGUGUCCUGUUAUGGAUCGCCCGCUUCAAGCUAUCCAACAGGCUUUCCAUCUGAUCUCGUUUCCUCCUAUAUGUUGGAGCAUCCCCCCUAUUACGAUUCUCGAGCAC
Messenger RNA from Alternaria alternata, 870 nucleotides. RefSeq lists its product as hypothetical. Bases 204 to 665 code for a protein of 153 amino acids. Lineage: Eukaryota; Fungi; Ascomycota; Dothideomycetes; Pleosporales; Pleosporaceae. The transcript has a single exon. The record is from RefSeq and is a predicted model, not a curated record.